UCACAUUUCGUGCGUGUUUCCAGUUUAGUGCAAAAUUAAUUGAAAAUAUCGGUUUUUCAUGUAAAAAUUGGGUGUAUAACCGUUUCCGGGCAGUUUUUAUUGUGGCAUCUAAUCAAACUACACAUCAGAAGAAGCUCGUUUAGUGUAGAAGUUUCCUGAAGAAGAAUCGUGAAAAUAUGUCGUGAUUUCGUGCUAGUGCAUAAGUUUAUAAACUGUUUACAAACGUUUGUGUGUAAAUCUAAACGAAACACAGAAUGGAGGAGCAAAUAAGUCAGGAUUCGAGCGAUGUGGAGAUGAACAACUCCAAGGGGGUCCUGCUGAAGAUAGCAAACCUCUAUGCGGAGCAGUUGAUGUCCGAUGUCUGUCUGGUGGUGGGGGACAAUCGCUACCCAGCGCACCGGGUGAUUCUAUGUGCCAGCAGCGAUGUGUUCCAGGUUAUGCUCAUGAAUCCGGAAUGGAACGAGUGUCGCGAGAGUGUCAUCGAACUGAAGGAGGACCCAAUGUGUUCGAUGGUUUUCCCCCAGUUUCUCAAGUACCUGUACGUGGGACAGAUUAAGGUUUCAAUUCAAACGGUGAUGCCAAUGCUAGAGCUGGCGGACAAGUACAACAUCAAAGAUUUGGUCGAACUUUGCGUGGAUUACAUGAUGAAACAUGUGGCCAAGGCGGCCACCCAGGGCUACAUGGUGUCGUGGUUUCAGUACACAAUCUUGCUGGGGAGCAGCCAUAAGGAGCUAACGCAGGCGCUGCAGAAAUUUCUGAAAUGGAAUCUGGAUAUCAUUUCGGAAUCGAACGACUUCAACGAACUCUGUGGGAUGAUCCUGGUGACGCUGCUGAAGCAAAGCGAUCUCGUGGUACAGAGCGAGUUCACGCUUUUCGGAUACCUUGAGAAGUGGCUCCUGUACAAGAAGGACCAACUGGACAAGGAACCGGACAUGUCGGAUGAAGAACGCCAGUUCGAGCUAGUCAGUACGAUCGAGGCCGUGUUUGUGCACGUGCGCUUCGCGAUGAUGUCCCCGUCGGAGCUGGCCAAAAUUCUGGUCAGCCCGAUCUUUCAGUCCCACAAGGAGUUCUUCGUCGAACGCGUUGCCAUCGGUAUGAGCUACCACUCGGGGCAGGACGAUCGGAUCCGGACGAUUCGGGCGCAGGAAAACGGCUCUCUUCAGUUUACGCCCCGGCUCUAUACCACCGACGUUUGGGGCCUUAGCAUGACGAUCAACGAGUUCGAGCAGAUCAACAACUAUCAGAACUUUGUGGCGUGCUUUUUCUCACAGAAGCAUCUGUCCGAAUACCAUGAAGAGCAAAGCGUUGCAUGGGAAAUUGAGUUCUUCCCGCGGGGCGUGCGGUACAAUCGAGCCAUGCUGAUAGGGGUGUUCAAUGUGCCAGUCAAUACGGAGAUUCCCGAAUCGAUCAUAAGGACCGUGCGGUUGAAGGUUCUCUGCCAGGAACGACUCGAGGAGGAUCGGAGGUUUAGGAUCGGCGUCCUGAUCAGCGGCGUCCAGAACCGGAUCACCCACAUCCGGACGUGCCACGUGCGGACGGCGUACUUCUCCAACGACUUCCGGGUGUUGAACAUCGACAAUCUGAUACCGUACGAGGAACUGCAGCUGAGUGCGGUCAACCUGAGCCCCCAUCUGGUCGGCGAGAAGCGGGACACCAUCCGGCUGCAGGUCAUCAUCGCCCCCCUCGGUGAAUACGCUUGCACCGACAUGCCGACGUUGGAGUUCAAAGACUUAUAACGAUAAGCGUCGUGGUACCUUAUGGAGAGGACAUGGUUCGGGCUUGAUCCUGUAAGCUGUAUUAUCGGAAAGAUCGCGGAACAAAUCAAGCGUGAUCCCCGGAAAUGGGGGGGGAGAGAUUGUUUUACUUGUAGUAGGUACCAGUAGCGAGGAAAUCUUCGUUUCGUUGAUCGAUUUUUUAGUUUAUCUAGCAAUUAGGAGGUGAGAGCGAGCGGAUGAAACUGCGUUGCUUUCCAGAAGUAAUUGAAGCACUUAGCUGGAAUAGGGCUAGCUUGGAAAACAAAAAAACCAAUAUACACAAAUUGAAUAUAUAGUUUACCAAAAUAAUAUAUGACGCAGGUUUACAUCAGACAUCAUUGAUUCAUGUGCUAAUAUCUUUCACAAGUAAUUAUUAAAACUAU
Messenger RNA from Ochlerotatus camptorhynchus, 2137 nucleotides. RefSeq names its product transport and golgi organization 10 (gene Tango10). The coding region runs from base 255 to 1736 and encodes 493 amino acids. The transcript is spliced from 5 exons. Gene Ontology annotation, molecular function: protein binding. NCBI's taxonomy places the organism in Eukaryota, Metazoa, Arthropoda, Insecta, Diptera, Culicidae. The record is from RefSeq and is a predicted model, not a curated record.